AUGGCGGACGAACGCGACGGUAGCGUCGUACAGGCCUUCCUGGCCCUCGGGGAAGACACUAGCAAACACUUUCGCAUGUUCUCCAGAGGCUCCAACCCGGGAUGCUACGUGCUGGGCUGGUGGGCCACCUUUGUAGCUAAGGAGUACAUCAAGUCCACCGCUGUGCUGAAGCAGUGGCCCGCUGGCGGCAGCUCCUCCUCGGGUACGAUCGAUGUUGUCGUCGUGAAUGACGCACUCUGCAAGGAGGUUAUCCGCGACUGCCUGCUGCGGCGCGGAGUGUCGGUCGAGUACUACGAGCGAGAGACCCCCGGCGGGCCGUACGUGUGCCGGCAGCGCGGCUCACCGGGGAAUAUCACCGACUUCGAGGCAUCACUUUUUGAGUUUGAGGAGACAGAGAUUCAGCUGCUGGCGAGUGGCUCCCUUGUAUUCGGCGCGAAACAGGACACUCAGCCAAAGAUUGGCUUUGCAGCGCUGAAUAACACGCUACGACAGCUGAGCUUUGCUGAGUACACGGACACUCCGCAGCUCACCAGCCUGGACGCGCUCGUCGCACAGACAAACUUGAAGGAGCUUCUUUUGUGUGUGAUGUCGCCCACCGCUUCUGCCGGCGGCGAAGCAAACUUGGACGACGAUGACCGUAUCACCGCAGUGCGCCGUAUCUGUGAGCGGUGCGGUGUGCAACUGAGCGUGCGCACCCUGCGCGAGGUUCAGCAGCUGCAGACGAGAGAAGCCUCUGCGAAGGGAAUCGAGGCACUGGCAGAGAUUCUGCGAGUGCCAGAGGAGCGACUGCCGUUAGAGUUAUGCCCGAUCGCGCGACACGCUGUGGAGAACAUCCUCAGUCGCAUCGAUGUGAUGGACUCGUCGAAUCAGCGCGCCUUCUACUUGCGCCGCAUCGUGCCGUCCACGUAUGUGAAGCUGGACAGCGCGGCGAUCGAAGCGCUGAACCUGGUGAGCAAGAAGCCGGAGCCGCGCGGCUCCCUUCCGACGUCUGUGUUCUCGUGGCUGAAUCGUUGUCACACCGGCAUGGGCGCGCGUGCGAUGCGGCAGUGGCUGCUGCAGCCGCUCCGUUGCGUCGACGACAUCAACCAGCGCCUCACCAUGGUGGAACUCUUCGUGGAGAACCCCAUUCUGCGCGACAUGUUUACAGCCCAGGUGCUGAAACGGUGUGGCGACAUGGAUCGACUUAAUCGCAAACUGCAGCGGCGCAGCCUCGCUCUUAAGGAGACGCAGGCGUUCCUGGAGUUUGUCGCGGUUGUCCCUGCCGCGCUACAGACUCUGAGCACCUACACAGGUCCACAGUCGAAGCUCUUGAAAGAUGAGUUCAUUGCCCCGAUGGAGGACAUCAACGAGCACAUGAAAAACCUGAAGACGUUGAUCGAGGCAACCGUGGACUUCAGUGACCGCAAUGCCGUCCGCAUGAACGCCACCUUCGACGACGAGCUGCAGGACCUGCACGAACAACUCACAGCCACGCAGCGGCAGAUCGAGAAGGAAUACAACCACGUCCUGAGCAAGUACGGGUGGAAUGAGAAGCAGCUCAAGUACGAGUACCACGGCACGUAUGGUUACGUCUUCCGUGUCUCUCGCAAGGAGGAUCGCCAGCUGCGCAGCGCAAAGGAGCUGAUUACGUUAAGCACGUCCAAGGACGGCGUGCGGUUUGUGUCGGAGAAGAUGGCGGUCCUCAGCGAGCAGUACCGGCGCGUCAGCGCCGACUACGAGACGCGGCAGAUGGACCUCAAGCGCAAGCUAGUGGAUACCAUCGCCUCCUACCUGCCCGUGCUCGACGACGCCAAGGAGCUGAUAGCAACUCUGGACGUUUACGUUGCCUGGGCUCUCGUAGUGAGGGAUUGUCCGCGUCCGAUGGUGCGGCCAGUUUUACGCGAGGCCCCGGAGCCUGUAACGCUAGUGAAGCAGGAGGGGGCAGUCGUGCGCAGCGCAGACUCGGCGCCGCUUCUCUCUUUCAAGGGACUUCGGCAUCCUUUGGUAGAGUUGCGCCUUCCAGGUUACAAGGCCAACUCUCUCCAUCUCACCACGCACACGAACGGGCUGCUCAUUACUGGACCCAACAUGGGCGGCAAGUCCACGUACAUGCGCAGUGUCGGCGUCGCUGUGGUGCUGGCGCAGGCAGGCUGUUUUGUGCCCGCUGAUGCGGCGGAAGUGCAGGUGCGCGACGCUGUCAUGUGCCGAGUCGGCGCGACCGAUCAUCUGGCGCAGGGUGUCUCAACCUUUAUGGUGGAGAUGCUCGAGUCUGCUGCGAUUAUCUCUGGUGCGACGUCGGAAACCCUCGCCAUCGUCGACGAGCUCGGCCGUGGCACGUCCACGUACGAUGGCUUCGGGUUGGCGUGGGCGAUUGCCCAGGACGUGGCGGCGCGUGUUCGCGCCACUCUCUUGUUUUCUAGCCACUUUCACGAGCUGACGCAGCUCCCGCAGCAGUGUGGCGCUCUGCAGAACGUGCACUUUGGCGCCGAGGUCGACGAGGCAGCGGGAACGCUGCGCUUCUCCUACACCCUCCAGCCAGGGCCGUGCGGACGCAGCUACGGCCUGUAUGUCGCCUCAUUGGCGCACCUGCCAGAGUCGGUGAUUGAGUGCGCCAAGGUGAAGGCCGCCGAGUGGGAAACCUUUGAAAAAGAGGAUGUCGCAAAGUGCAGUGCUGGAGCAACGCCUGACGAGGCGAUAGCGCGGAAGGUUUCGGCGUACGCCAAGCGCAUCCGUGCGCUAGAGCAGCAGGGAUCCAGCGACAAUCACGACAAAGCGGCGAAGCAGCUAAGGCUAGAGAUCCAGCAGGACGCAGAUGUGCGUCCGUAUCUCUGCAAAGUGGCGUAG
Messenger RNA from Leishmania braziliensis MHOM/BR/75/M2904, 2823 nucleotides. RefSeq names its product putative DNA mismatch repair protein. NCBI's taxonomy places the organism in Eukaryota, Euglenozoa, Kinetoplastea, Trypanosomatida, Trypanosomatidae. Bases 1 to 2823 code for a protein of 940 amino acids. Gene Ontology annotation, molecular function: ATP binding; ATP-dependent DNA damage sensor activity; mismatched DNA binding. Gene Ontology annotation, biological process: mismatch repair. The transcript has a single exon. The record is from RefSeq and is a predicted model, not a curated record. Gene Ontology annotation, cellular component: MutSalpha complex; nucleus.